AGUGGCGUAAAACUGCUAUUGUAAAGUGCGAAAUUUGCAAUACAUUUUGUACUUCCAUUUUAUGUUGAAAUUUUCAUAACAAAUUAGUCAUAUAUUAAGUUGAAUUUGUUAUCGGCGCGUUAAAGUGUUAUAGCCGCAUUGAAUUUGUAUCAUUGCAAUAUGAUGUACAUAGUUUAAAAUUUAUUCCCCACAUGUCGUCGACGCUGUUGUCGUCACCAGUAAUACGUAUACGUGCUUAAGUUGUGUGUUGAGCAGCGACGAAAAAAAAAAAAAAAAAAAAAAAAAAAACAACAUACAAAGAACAACAACAACACGAACAAAAGAAAAAGGGCAGAAACAAAAGCUACGAAAGUUAAGCACUUUGGUUUUGUCUUUUGCUUUUGGUUUCGGUUUCUUCGUCUCCUCGUUUCUUUUGCAUGCCAAUCAUAGUAGUAGCUCCUUUGGCAAAAGAAACCGCGCUCAACACUCCUCCACAGCAGCAGCAGCAGUAACAACAACAAUAAAAUCACGUUUCUCAACACACACAGAGAGAGAAACAUUAGAAAAGAGAGUGUGUUUAUUAUUUUUUGUUUUCGCUUGGAGUGUGAGAGAGUGAGAGCGACCACAACUCCUUGGCCUUAUUUGACUGUUAUUGUUGUGCUGUUGUUGUUGCUGUUACUGUUUUGAGCGCUACCUCCUGUUAAACUUGCGCGCGCCGUUCAACGAAAGCUGUUCAACUGUCAUGGCCGGUAAUGGAGAGGCGUCCUGGUGCUUCUCACAGAUCAAGGGCGCCUUAGACGAUGAUGUCACCGAUGCGGAUAUCAUAUCCUGCGUGGAGUUCAAUCACGAUGGCGAGCUGCUGGCCACCGGCGAUAAAGGCGGUCGCGUCGUCAUCUUUCAGCGUGAUCCCGCCUCGAAAACCGCAAACCCGCGACGCGGUGAAUACAAUGUCUAUUCGACAUUCCAAUCGCACGAGCCCGAAUUUGAUUAUCUUAAAUCGCUGGAAAUCGAGGAGAAAAUCAAUAAGAUACGAUGGCUGCAUCAAAAGAAUCCCGUACACUUUCUGCUAUCCACCAAUGAUAAAACGGUGAAAUUGUGGAAGGUCAGUGAGCGCGAUAAGUCAUUUGAGGGCUAUAACACAAAAGAGGAGAACGGUCUGAUUCGAGAUCCACAAAAUGUAACCGCCUUACGAGUUCCUUCUGUGAAGCAAGUACCGCUUAUGGUUGAGGCCUCGCCACGUCGCACCUUUGCCAAUGCACACACCUAUCACAUCAAUUCAAUUAGCGUUAAUUCUGAUCAAGAGACUUUCCUAUCGGCCGACGAUUUGCGCAUUAACCUCUGGCAUCUGGAGGUGGUCAAUCAGAGUUACAAUAUUGUUGACAUCAAGCCAACCAACAUGGAGGAGCUAACGGAGGUCAUUACCGCGGCGGAAUUCCAUCCGACCGAAUGCAAUGUAUUUGUCUACUCCAGCUCCAAGGGCACAAUACGAUUAUGUGAUAUGCGAUCGGCGGCGCUAUGUGAUCGCCAUAGCAAGCAAUUCGAGGAGCCCGAAAAUCCAACGAAUCGCAGCUUCUUCAGUGAGAUAAUCAGCUCCAUCAGUGAUGUGAAGCUAAGCAACUCAGGCCGUUACAUGAUCUCCAGAGACUAUUUAAGCAUCAAGGUGUGGGACCUGCACAUGGAGACAAAGCCCAUUGAGACCUAUCCGGUUCAUGAAUACCUUCGCGCAAAGCUGUGCUCACUGUACGAGAACGACUGCAUUUUUGAUAAGUUCGAGUGCUGUUGGAACGGCAAAGAUAGCUCCAUAAUGACCGGCAGUUAUAACAACUUUUUCCGGGUCUUUGAUCGAAAUUCGAAAAAGGAUGUUACGCUGGAGGCAUCCAGGGACAUAAUUAAGCCCAAGACGGUACUGAAGCCACGCAAAGUUUGCACUGGCGGCAAACGGAAGAAGGAUGAGAUCAGCGUCGAUUGCCUGGACUUCAAUAAGAAAAUCUUGCACACCGCUUGGCAUCCCGAGGAAAAUAUCAUCGCUGUGGCCGCGACUAAUAAUCUGUUUAUAUUUCAGGAUAAAUUUUAGCUAAAGCUACUACUGCUAUUACUAAUUCAAGCAUUGUAUACACCCACGCUAAUUUUUAGGGCCUCGGCACAGCCUUGGCAGCAACCGUGGCAACAAUGGCAACAGUCGCCUCAUUUAAAUGUUAAUUCGAUUGAUUUGUUUCAAAAGCGCCCUCAAAUUUCCCAUCAGCCUUAUGCCUAACAAUUAUCCUGGACCUUCCACACACACAUACACACACACUACUCACCUACACUCACUUAUACACACACAUACAUACAUAAAUGCCAUAGCAAAAGCUUUGUAACAUUUUUCCUUAGUGAUACAAGUUGAAUAAAAAAAAUUUUAUACGUAGAUAACAUUAAAAAGAAAAACAAAAAUAGUAAAGCAGAAAUUUAAUUUUCAUUGUAGCGUAAUUAAAGAAACAAUCGAGUUAUCCAACGUAGUGCCCCAAUAUUUUUUUAUAUGCAUACACAGAUACGCGUACCAAGUAUUUCUAAUAUAAAAAAAAACAAAUUACAUUAAAAAAACACACACACACACAAAAUACAUAUUGUAAUUUUUUUUAGCUACCAGGUUUGUGCGUUUUAUGUUCGCUUGUUAAGUUUAAAACAAAAUCGAAAAUCAUGAAAAAGUUCGAAACAAAAGUUGUGCGCUUUUUUCUGUUGUAUAUUUCUGUUUUCGUUUUCGAUCAAGUUCAUUCCAUGCUGUUAAAAACGAAAAACAAUUUAAAUAGCUAGCAUACCUUUAAUAUAUAAUUCUAAAUCUCAAUAAAACAAGAAAUAAUAAAAAAAACGCAAUUCCAGCCCAUGUCUCCUUCUCUUCCUGCUCUGUUAUCAUUCAUGAGAAUCACGCAAAAAAAGAAAAAACAUACAAAAUGCUCAUUUUAAA
This is a messenger RNA of Drosophila grimshawi, 2920 nucleotides long. It is a transcript of the gene tws, whose product is annotated as protein phosphatase PP2A 55 kDa regulatory subunit. Gene Ontology annotation, molecular function: protein binding; protein phosphatase regulator activity. The coding region runs from base 722 to 2053 and encodes 443 amino acids. Lineage: Eukaryota; Metazoa; Arthropoda; Insecta; Diptera; Drosophilidae. Gene Ontology annotation, biological process: peptidyl-serine dephosphorylation. The transcript is spliced from 5 exons. The record is from RefSeq and is a predicted model, not a curated record. Gene Ontology annotation, cellular component: cytosol; protein phosphatase type 2A complex.